This is a messenger RNA of Phyllopteryx taeniolatus (common seadragon), 5823 nucleotides long. It is a transcript of the gene usp4, whose product is annotated as ubiquitin specific peptidase 4 (proto-oncogene). NCBI's taxonomy places the organism in Eukaryota, Metazoa, Chordata, Actinopteri, Syngnathiformes, Syngnathidae. The record is from RefSeq and is a predicted model, not a curated record. Gene Ontology annotation, biological process: protein deubiquitination. The transcript has 23 exons. Gene Ontology annotation, molecular function: cysteine-type deubiquitinase activity. The coding region runs from base 1367 to 4687 and encodes 1106 amino acids.
UGUUUUUGCAUUAUAAUUGGCUUGCAAAUUACACUACUCACAAAGAAUUAAGCAUAUUCAAGAGCUGAACAGCAAAAUUCACAACAGAUGUUUUAUCCAUGAAUGGACUAAUACAUUUCCCAGUUCAAUUACAAUUGAAUUUAAACAGUCUCUCCAUCAUGCUGUUAACAAUUUAACCUUGAGACAAGGCAUUCCCUAAAAUUGAACAACAGUAGCUCGCCAACAGGAUGUUCUCAGAGGGAAGUGGCCACUGAGUUUAGAGUGUAACAAAGUGUCAUCAGCAGGUUGCAACUGAAAUACAAAGAGACUAGAAGAGUCACAGAAAGGCAAUGACGUCCUUGGAAAUUUAGUUUGAUUCAUGUACCAAACAUCUAGGAAUUUUGCUGUUCAGCUCAUUAUUAAAGAACAGAAAAUUGUGCAAAAAGUACUAAAACAUUGAAAAGUUAGACAUGUGCAUUGAAAGGUUUAGAGAAGGUCAAAGGAAUUUCACCUGUAAAGGUUAUAGUGCAUUUUAGGUUCAUCCUGAAAUUUCACCUAAGAGUCAAACAUCCCUAACUUUUUGUGAGUUUUGUUUGUCAUAGUAAAGCCCGAUAGGUUAAAUAAUGUGAACAACUUCAUAUUUCAUUGUAUUUCAUGUGCAGCUAAUGUUGCUAUUUUCAUCUGCACCAUCGGGUUAAAAGUACAACUUUAGUUUUUCAAUGAUGUUUAAUUUAAUUACUCCUUUGUUAGAUUGUAAAGCUUAAGAAAUGACUACUUGAUGGCACAACAACCAGUGUUUGUGCUAGAUUGAUUGAAUUAUUAUUAUUAUUUUUGGUGUAAAAGGUUUAUUUUGUUUUGUAACCCUCCUUUGUUUUGUACAGUAAAACCUGCUUUGACUAAAUAAGUGGUUUCAUUUGUUAGAAUUGAAGGUGGUUAAGAGCGAUAUUUACUCUGUUACUUUUACUUUUUGCAUAAAUUGUACUGGUCAGAGUAGUUUUAUUUUUGGUAAGAAGAAAUGCUACAUUCUGCUUGCUACUUAUUUUUAUCUUCAGGUAUUUAUUAUAAAUUGUGCAAUCUAUUUUGGUUCGUUAGAGAUACGUCACGAGCUCCACCAAUCCAAUGUAACUACUUGUAACGUUUGACUCCAUUUGUCCAAUCAAACCGAGCCAGGCAAUCACAUGACUGCACACGCUGCACCCUGACCCCACAGCGAUGUAAUGUAUAAUUUCAAAGUGACUCAUUUAUGUGAAACAUGGCAGCAAUCUACUGUAUAUUUACCUUGCAAAUAGGCUCUCACUCACCCGCAAGUGCGACCUGAGUUAGGAUGAGCGGUACAGGCACAGUUAUGGGUACAGGUAUAUUAAAUGGAUUGAUGGAUUGAUGGACUAUGACAAGCGUAGCAUAUGUCAUGCGCUAUCACCGGUGUCUGCCUAAAAAUCUUGGUAUUUCAGCCUACAAGUAUUCCAUUUGGAACUUGAGAAAAGAUGUGGUUUUCUAUCAUCUCUGUCUGUGUGUCUGUGUGUGGUGUCGAGGAGGGGACGACAUCGGAGCUACGCCGGGCCGGAAUGCAGCAGCAGCAGCCCCUUUGCGCCUCGCAGCCACCGUAGACGAAGAACGCCCUCCUCGCCCCAAAGAGCUUCCCUUCUUCCAGCCCAGCGCUCUGGACACCGGCACACUCGCUUUCACGAUGGCCGAGGGAGGCGGACCCGACUCGGGCUGCUCGGCGGACUCUGACUCGGAGAUUACAGCCACAUCCACGGAAAACCAAAAACAGAUUAUCGGCUCACUCCUGAAGACCACGCUGAGAAAGGGCGACGAAUGGUAUCUAGUGGACAGUCGCUGGUUCAAACAGUGGAAGAAAUAUGUAGGCUUCGACAACUGGGACAUGUACAAUGUUGGAGAACGUAGCCUCUAUCCAGGACCUAUUGAUAACUCGGGCCUGUUCGCCGACCAGGACAAACAGGUCCUGAAAGACCAUCUUAUAGAUGAGCUGGACUAUGUCCUUGUACCCACUGAGGCGUGGAAUAAGCUCGUCAGCUGGUACAGCUGCCUGGGUGUCCAAAGACCCAUUGUCAGGAAGGUUGUUGAACAUGGCAUGUUUGUCAAACACUGCAAGGUGGAGGUCUACCUGCUGGAGCUGAACCUUUGUGAGAAUGAUAACAUGGACAAUGUGGUCACUCGUCACUUCAGUAAAGCUGACACUAUUGAUACCAUAGAGAAAGAGAUGAGGACACUAUUCAAUAUUCCACAAGAAAAGGAAACAAGGCUCUGGAACAAAUAUAUGAGCAACACCUAUGAACAGCUGAACAAGCCUGAUAGCACAGUACAGGAUGCUGGCCUCUUCCAGGGGCAGGUGCUUGUGAUUGAGCGGAGGAAUGAAGAUGGAACGUGGCCCAGACAAGCCUCUCAUCCCAAAUCCAGUACAACCCCAUCUAGGACUUUCACCACCUCCCAAAAACUGUCCUCCAACUCGUCAGCUAGUAUCUCCCCAACAAUCAUCAAUGGAAACAGCAGCUGUGGGGCUGGUUACACGCUCAACAACAGUGCCACGGCUGGCAGCAGGCAUGAACUGGGGGGUUAUAAUUCCUACAGCUCCUCCUACAACUAUAGAGAGUCCCAGUCCCAGCCUGGUUUGUGUGGUCUGAGUAAUCUAGGCAACACGUGCUUCAUGAACUCUGCUCUCCAGUGCCUGAGCAAUGCGUCGCCGCUCACCGAAUAUUUUCUCAACGACCAGUACGAGGCCGAGAUUAACCGAGGCAAUCCACUGGGAAUGCGAGGCGAGAUUGCGGAGGCCUACGCUGAUCUAGUGAAGCAGAUGUGGCUCAGCCACAGCAGCUCUGUGGCCCCACGCACCUUUAAAACACAGGUUGGGCGCUUUGCUCCCCAGUUUUCAGGCUAUCAGCAGCAGGAUUCCCAAGAGCUGUUGGCCUUCUUACUUGAUGGGCUUCACGAAGAUCUGAACCGUGUAAAGAAGAAGCCUUAUCUGGCCCAAAGGGAUGCUGAGGGCCGUCCCGAUGAGAUUGUCGCCACGGAAGCCUGGAAAAACCAUCGCUUACGCAAUGACUCUAUCAUCGUCGACAUCUUUCAUGGCCUCUUCAAAUCCACUCUGGUGUGUCCGGAGUGCUCCAAGGUGUCUGUGACCUUUGACCCCUUCUGCUACCUCACUCUGCCUCUCCCCAUGAAGAUUGACCGAAAUAUGGAGGUUGUCCUUGUGCGAUCAGAUCCACAGUCUAGACCCACAAAGUAUCGAGUUGUGGUUCAUAAACUGGGCACGGUGAUGGAGUUGUGCAGCGCCUUGUCCAGACUCUGCGGAAUUCCUCCAGAAAAUAUGGUGGUGGCCGAUGUUUAUAAUCAUAGGUUCCAUAAAAUUUACAGAAGGGACGAUGGACUCAAUCAAAUUGUGGAUAAAGAUGACAUCUUUGUGUAUGCGGUGCAGGAGGAAGACAGCGAGGCGAUGAACCUUCCAGUCUAUUUCAGGGAGCGACAUUCAAAACACGCCGGAAGCUCCUCCAGCACUAUGCUGUUUGGCCAGCCUUUACUCAUCACUGUGCCUCGGCAAAACCUCAUAGCAGACGUUCUUUAUGAUAAGAUCCUUCAGAGGAUUGGGCGCUAUGUAAAACACCCACAGAGCGUGGGGAGUGAAAGCAGAGCCUCAGCUUCAGCCACCUUUGCCAGCUACAGUCAAGUUCCUGAAUGUUCCACGUCAUCCAGUGCCAAUGCCAGUCUUGGUGGCUGCAGCAGUCCCCUGUCGGACGGAGCCUCCUGCAGUGCCACCUCCAGUAACGGCAGCAACCACUCAGGGACUUGCACUGAAACCAACGGCAUAUAUGAUGGGGAAGAGGAGGCCAUGGACCACCAGGUGACUCCAGAACCACAGAACGGCCAGUCCGAAGAGGAGGAAGAGGAGACGUCUGAUUUGGAAAACGGGACAAAAGAGGACGAAACCAAGGCCAGCUCCCUACCGGCCAAGCUCUUUACCUUCAGUGUUGUGAACUCUUAUGGGACAGCCAACAUCAGCCCUCUGCCUUGUGACGGAAACGUGCUCAAACUUAAUCCGCAUUCCACUGUGGCUAUUGACUGGGACUCUGACUCCAAGAUGAUGUGUUAUGAUGAACAGGAAGCAGAGGCAUAUGAGAAGCACGAGAGCAUGCUCCAGCCCCAGAAAAAGAAAGCCACUGUGGCUCUGAGAGAAUGCAUUGAGCUCUUCACAACCAUGGAGACGCUUGGCGCUCAUGAUCCAUGGUAUUGUCCCACGUGCAAGAAACACCAGCGGGCCACUAAAAAGUUUGACCUCUGGUCAUUGCCUCGUAUCCUGGUUGUUCACCUGAAGCGCUUUUCUUACAACAGAUGCUGGAGGGACAAACUGGACACAGUGGUAGAUUUUCCUAUCAGGGAUCUAAACAUGUCAGAGUUUUUAUGUGACCCCAAGGCCGGGCCACACACGUAUGACCUCGUUGCUGUGUCCAACCAUUACGGAGGAAUGGGAGGAGGUCACUACACGGCUUACGGCAAAAAUAAGGUGGACGGAAAAUGGUAUUAUUUUGACGACAGCAGUGUGUCGUCGUCCUCGGAGGACCAGAUUGUGACUAAAGCGGCCUACGUGCUGUUCUAUCAGCGUAGGGAAGAGGAAGGCCUCACCAAAACGCAGCCCUCCGCCUCGCUUGGAGGAGACCCCGACGCUGCUGACGACCACAUGGAAUUAAACUGAAUUAAUGAUGGCAAGCAGACACGCAGACGCUGCUUUAUUAACAAAGACUAUCAAAGUUAUCCCCACCAGAACAAUACCCACUUUGAUUUACGUCUACGUUGUCAACCGACCUGAGAGAACAAUAAGUAAAGCUAGUUAAUUAAGAGGAGAAACAUGGUUGCUCUGGAUGAACAAAUGCUUGUUGCCCUCCACAAAGCAGUAAGAAUAUCUUCUAAAAGCCAAAUCCGAAGCUCGUCUCAACCAAAGUGUUCCGAGGUAUGUAUGAAAGUCAGUUUCGAUGAGCGUGCUGUAAGAUUUCAACUCCACUUUUUACGGACAUUACUUAAGCCAAAACGAGCCGCUUGUCCCCCACACACACAACUUCAGUGAGUUGUGAUCACGCUACAAAAAGCGGCCUUUAGGAUGCAGCUACUGACUUAUAAGGAAGCACUUUGACUUCUUCGUGAAUACAACAUCUACCUGCUUCUGGUGUAUGAGUCUGGGCAUACAUCAUACAUUUGCUGACCUGUUUUUGCAAAUGGCUUGUGAUAAAACCUGUACAUGAAUGCAGCUCUGUAUUGAAAUGGCUACAUUGUUUGAUAUCUUUAAAGCACAUCGAGUUAGGAGACAUAAAAUAGUGCUUUAUUCAAGAAGAUUGAUCCUCCUGGUCAGUCUGUAUAUCACCAGAUGGAGGCAGGGCUUGCAGCAUCCAGUCAAUGAUCUUACUCCACUGUCCUAGACUGAAUAGAUACCCGUUAUAUCCUACUAGUCUCUAUAAUAAACAAUCUCAUUAAGCACAGCUAGUGGAUGUUGGAUUGUUCUGCUGAUUAUAUAGCACUUACGGUUUUAGUAGUGGCGGUUAAAUGGCUGCUUGCCAUCAUGUAAAUUGUCUUUUACUGGGCAACCACCACUGCUAUCCGUACGCCACUGACAUGUCAUAUAUGUAAUGUUAAUUUAACAGCUAAAACACAGUGAUUUUGGUUUUGGGUGACCGAAUCCAAAAGGAUCCAGCAUAACUAAAGAGAUGUAAAUAAUCACACUAUUUUAAAUAGGUGUAAACAUUCUUGUUCUCAUAUUUAUCAUGCUGAUAUCUACAGGAUUUGUUUUUAAAUGGAAACUCUUUGAAGUCAAACUACAAUAAAGACUGGAUGCCUCAA